Messenger RNA from Galeopterus variegatus (Sunda flying lemur), 1141 nucleotides. Its product is annotated as chromosome unknown open reading frame, human CXorf38. Lineage: Eukaryota; Metazoa; Chordata; Mammalia; Dermoptera; Cynocephalidae. The transcript is spliced from 8 exons. The record is from RefSeq and is a predicted model, not a curated record.
AUGGUGCUGUCCGAGCUGGCCGCGCGCCUCAACUGCGCCGAGUACAAAAACUGGGUGAAGGCGGGCCACUGCCUGCUGCUGCUGCGCAGCUAUUGGUAUAUACCUUAUUAAAGCUUGAAAACAUUUAGCAUUUGAAUCUUAAGUUUCAUCACAAAACAUUGUCCCCCGGCCCCCCGCGGCCUGCUCGCCGCAGCCCCCUGGCUGGGCCCCGGCGCCGCCUGUAGCGGCGGCUCACUGUGCAGCCCGCGCGCCCGCCAGUUUCAGCCUCAGUGUCAGGUGUGCGCAGAGUGGAAACGGGAGAUUUUGAGACAUCACAUCCACAGAAAUGGAGACGUGCACUGGGGGAAUUGCCGGCCGGGCCGCUGGCCUGUCGACGCCUGGGAGGUGGCCAAGGCCUUCAUGCCUCGAGGACAGGCAGACAAAAGAGGACCUGAGGAAUGUGAUGCAGUUGCUCUUUUAAGUCUCAUGAACUCCUGUGAUCACUUCGUGGUUGAUCGAAAGAAAAUCACAGAGGUAAUUAAGUGUCGUAAUGAGAUCAUGCACUCUUCAGAGAUGACAGUAUCUUCUUCCUGGCUUCGAAAUUUUCAGAUGAAGAUUCGAAAUUUUCUGAAUGAAUUCAAGAAUAUCCCAGAGAUUGUGGCAGCCUACUCCAGAAUAGAACAGCUGUUGACAUCUGACUGGGCUGUUCACAUCCCUGAGGAAGAUCAGCGAGAUGGGUGUGAAUGUCCAGUGGGAAUUUACCUGAGUGAGAGCCAAGUCAAUGAAAUAGAAAUGGCAUUACUGAAGGAAAAACUUCAAGAAAUGUAUCUUCAAGCAGAAGAACAAGACGUGUUGCCUGAAGAGCUCUCAAAUCGACUGGAAGCGGUGAAAGAAUUUCUGAGAAACAAUGAGGAUCUUAGAAACAGUCUUACAGAAGAUAUGCAGAAGCUAGACAGCCUCCAUCUACAGCUUCAAAAACCGGAUUCAAAGGAACCUGGGAGACAGACACCUGAAAGGAGGGCCUGAGGUUGCCUUCAACAAAAAUCAGGCAUGUUCUGUGAAAGUCAGCAUGGCUCCCAAAGUUACCAGACUACUGUUUGCAAACCAAAAUGAAUUUUUGUUGUCUUUUUCCUGGGACUUUCCUUUAACUCUUUGGGGUUUU